UGAACUAGAGAGUCAAUGUCGGGUCGAGGAAAGCAGGGAGGUAAAGUGAGGGCGAAGGCGAAGUCUCGUUCUUCGAGAGCUGGGCUACAGUUUCCUGUAGGUCGUGUGCACCGUCUUCUUCGCAAAGGUAACUAUGCUGAGCGGGUGGGGGCUGGCGCCCCGGUCUAUAUGGCCGCGGUGCUGGAGUAUCUGACCGCUGAAAUACUGGAGCUGGCUGGCAACGCUGCGCGAGACAACAAGAAAACCAGAAUCAUUCCCCGUCACUUGCAGCUCGCCAUCCGAAACGACGAGGAGCUCAACAAAUUGUUGGGGAAAGUCACUAUUGCUCAAGGGGGUGUCCUGCCCAACAUCCAGGCUGUGCUACUGCCCAAGAAAACAGAGAGCCAUAAGGCGAAAAGCAAGUAAAAGUGACCGUCUACUAAAUCAACCCAAAGGCUCUUUUCAGAGCCACCCACAGUAACAGAAAA
Messenger RNA from Terrapene triunguis (Three-toed box turtle), 467 nucleotides. RefSeq names its product histone H2A.J. The transcript has a single exon. The coding region runs from base 16 to 405 and encodes 129 amino acids. The record is from RefSeq and is a predicted model, not a curated record. Gene Ontology annotation, cellular component: nucleosome. Gene Ontology annotation, molecular function: protein heterodimerization activity; structural constituent of chromatin; DNA binding. Lineage: Eukaryota; Metazoa; Chordata; Testudines; Emydidae.